Nerophis lumbriciformis (worm pipefish) is the source of this 2661-nucleotide messenger RNA. The record is from RefSeq and is a predicted model, not a curated record. NCBI's taxonomy places the organism in Eukaryota, Metazoa, Chordata, Actinopteri, Syngnathiformes, Syngnathidae.
AUGUUAACUCUUGCUGUGUUCUUGCUUUGUGCAGCCUCCUGUGUGGUAACGCCAGUCAGUGGUGGUGCAGCGGGACCCCAGCUGAAUAACAACCAGCUGUAUAAAUUCAGCUACACCACCGAGUUGCUGGUGGACAAAGCCCAGAGGUCAAAAGAGGGCAGCGUCGGUUACAAGAUCUCCAGUAAUGUGGAUGUCAAUCUGGUGUGGAGAGAUCCCGGCAACAAGGAUGAGCAGUUAAUCCAGCUGAAGAUCUCCAAUGUGAGAGCUGACCCAGUAUCUCAUCGAUCCAUGAAUAAGAAUGUCCUCCAUGGAACCACAAUUGAAGAUUUACUGGGUAAAACAAGACUGGAAGCCCUGACAAAGCCUUUCUUUCUGCACCUGAGAAAUGGAAAGGUUAAAGCAUUUUACUCCUACUGGGCGGAACCUGUCAUCAUCAAGAACCUUAAACGGGGCGUGUCCAGUUUACUGCAACUGCAACUCAAUACGGGAAAAGUUAUCGAGAAUGAUGUGUCCGGAAGGUGCACGGUUGCAUACAAGGCAGAAAACAACAAAGUGACGAGGACAAAGUUCCUGGAGUCAUGUAAGACCGAAGAAACUGGAUUCACCACACACAGCCAGGUUUUGGGUGUGACCCGGAAGUCUAGCUCCAUCACUGUGUUCACAAUCGAAGAUGGUUUCAUCCGCUCAGCCGUGUCCCGAGAAAAACACUUACUGAUUGUCAACGCCCACCGGUCUUCAUCUGCAAAUGUUGUAUCCAGGCAGAGAUUCACACUGAUAGGCACGGAAGCCGGACCUCUGGAGAGUGCUGGAAAAGAUGCGGCCAUGGUUGUCAAGUCUAUCGAUGCCAAGCUAGCAGCUGUUGGUAUCAGAGCAGAGAAGAUGAAAACUCGGUGCAAGACUUGUCCGUCACUCUUCGAACACUGGCAGGCUGUAGAGACUAAACUGGAGCCGGGUAGCUUGUCUAAGGCAUCAGCCCCUCGCAGCUUCCUGGAGCUUAUCCAGAGCAUCAGGAAGGCGACCAAAGGCGAUAUUCUCAAAGUGCUAAAGAGUGCCAGCAAAACAUCUCUUCCUCAGGUGGUGGAUGCUGUCACUUCCUCCCAAACUACAGCAUCUCUGGAUGCCAUGCUUGAAUUCCUCAACUUCACCGAUGCCAAAGGUAUGGUUCUGCAGGAGAGGUUUCUUUAUGCCUGUGGAUUUGCUUCACAUCCUAAUGAGAGGAUGCUUCAGACACUGCUGGACAUUUCGAAAGGAAGGAUUGGUAGCCCUGACAUCAAGGAGUCUGUGGUGAUUAUUAUGGGAGCCCUUGUCCAAAAACUCUGCCAGAAAGGAGGAUGUGACUUAUCGACAGUCGUUGAGGUUAAGAAGAUGAUUCUGGAGGGGCCAGACAGUACACAAGAAGAGUCCGAGGUCCAGAUGUUCCUUCUGGCUCUAAAAAACUCUCUGCUCCCUGAGGCCAUUCCCAUCUUUACCAAAUACACAGAGUCUGAAGUGGGCGCAUACAGCACCAUCGCACUUACCAGCCUGCAGAGAUACGACGUCUCACUUAUCAGUGAUGAGGUUAAAAAGACGGUGAACAGAAUUUACCACCAGAAUCGAAGGAUUUAUGAGAAAAAUGUGCGAGCUGCCGCAGCAGAUGUCAUCCUCAGCAGCAACCCCUCUUACAUGGAAAUCAAAAAUCUCCUGUUGUCCAUCGGACACUUUCCACAUGAGAUGAACAAGUAUAUGCUGUCGAAGAUCCAGGACAUCCUCCGCUUCCACAUGCCUGCCAGCAAAGUUUUGAAACAAGUUAUGCGAGAGAUAAAUUCACACAACUAUGAUCGGUUUUCAAAAUUCGGGUCAUCAUCUGCAUACUCAGGAUUCAUGGCAAAAUCUGUUGACGUUACCUCCACAUACAGUUUGGACAUUUUGUACUCCGGCUCUGGAAUCCUGAGAAGAAGCAAUAUGAACAUUUACGCUGCUAGUAAAGGAGCCACACUACACGGAUUGCAGGUUGCGAUCGAGGCACAGGGUUUGGAGUCCCUCAUUGCCGCCACACCGGAUGAGGGCGAGGGAGACUUGGAGUCAUUUGCUGGGAUGUCGGCUCUGCUCUUUGAUGUCCAGCUGAGACCUGUCACCUUCUUCAAGGGUUACAGCGACCUCAUGUCCAAAAUGUUCUCCAUGACUGGAGAACCCAUGAAUGUGGUGAAGGGUCUCAUUCUGCUCACUGAUCAUUCCGAGGUCAUUCAGUUGCAGUCUGGUCUGAAGGCACGCGCAGAGUUCCAGGGAGGGCUGGCCAUUGACAUCUCUGGUGGCAUGGAGAUCAGUUUGUGGUACAGGGAGUCAAAAACCAGCGUAAAUAACAGGGGAGCAUUAGUGGUCUCCGGUAAUGUUACAGUAGACAUGGACUUCAUGAGUGCCGGUUUGGAGGUCAGCUUUGAAACUGAGGCAUCCCUUGACUUCAUCACGACUGUCCAGUUCUCUGAAUAUCCUUUCCUGGUGUGCAUGCAGAUGGAUAAAACCACCUUUCCUGUCAGUGAGUACACGAAGAAGCAUGAGAGCCUCUCAUCAGGGAAAAGCGUAGUUUCACAAAAGAGCAAGAAGUUCCUCAUUCCCGGCUCGGAAUUCCCACUCCACCAGGAAAACUCAAACAUGUGCAAGAAGGUUUUUGACUCCAGCGGGUAG